UUUCGUCCACAGUGGUUGCAAGUAUUUAAUAACUCUUUUUGGUUACUUAUCAUCCUAUGUUAUUUUAGUACAAUCGGAACAGCAUUUCUCGGAUUUAAAGCUGUUAUUGCUCCAAUUUUGGAAAAACGAUAUAAUAUGACAUCGACAGAAGUCGGUGCUAUUAUGAGUUCUGCCGAUAUCUCCGCUGCAAUUAAUGGCAUUUUGUUAACAUUUUAUGCUAGCCAAAAGCAUAAAGGUCGUUGGAUCGGCUAUAGCUUACUUCUCUACAUAGUUGGUACAAUGUUGUUUGUAGCCCCUCAUUUCCUUGUCGAUGACUACUAUUAUCUUGAAGAUGAUAGCGGUAAAACUUUAUGCCAUAGAAGCAUCAACACAACAUCAAUCGAUGAAAAAUGUUCAAAAAGUUAUGAGCCUUCAACAUUUUGGAUUUGUCCCUUUUUAUUCGUCCUAGGACAAAUUUUAUGUGGCGCAGGUAACGCUACACGAUAUAAUUUAAGUGUAGCAUAUUUAGAUGAAAACGUUAGCCCCAUUAUCUCUCCGUUAUACGUUGGUAUUAUUCAUAUGAUGAGCAUUAUCGGUCCAACAUUAGGAUAUGUUAUUGGCGGUGCUUUAACAAAUGUAUACGUUGAUUGGCCUAAAGAUCCACCUAAUGGUUUAACUUCUAAUAGCGUUGCAUGGGUUGGAGCUUGGUGGAUUAAUUAUCUAGGUAUUGUUGUUCUAAUUGCAUUAACAGUUUUAUUCGUGUUUGCAUUUCCACGCCAUUUACCAUCAUACUACAAUACACGGCAAGAGAGAAUUAAGGAAGCCACAGUGGCUACUCAACAUAUGGAUUAUCAGUAUGGAAAUCGUAUGAUCGAUUUACCAAAAGCAAUCAAACAGUUGUUAUCCAAUAAAAUUUUUAUGUUUGCAAGUUUCGGCAUUACUGUGGAUAAAGUAGCUAUCAAUGGUCUUACAAUGUUUCUUCCUCAAUACAUUCAAGCCCAAACAGGCUAUUCGUUGUUGGUAGCUAGUAUGCUCGGUGGUGGUUUGAUUUCUUUCAUUGCCUCUGUAGGCCAAGUUGCGGGUGGCUAUGUAAUCAAACGCUGGAAAUUGAAAGGAUCUCAAAUUUCCAGAUUUUGCUUCUUCACAAGUAUUUGUAACUUUCUUCUAGGAGGGGUAUACUUGAUAUCAUGUCCUAAUAUACCCAUUGCUGGUGUGAAUAUCCCGUAUGCCAAUAUAACAUACAAGGCGGCAUGUAAUAGUCACUGUUUGUGCGAUUCCGUUCCAUUUGAACCUGUAUGCGGUGGUGAUGGCAUAUCCUAUUUAUCCCCUUGCCAUGCCGGCUGCAGUAGUUUAAAAGAAUCUGAUUUUAAUAAUAACCUUGUUUAUAAAAAUUGCACUUGCGUACCUUCUGCUACACCAGGAUUUUGUCAAGUUCCAAUUUGUCAACCUUUAUAUGCUUUAAUGAUCGGUAUAACUUUUUCAGUUAUUGCUGCUUAUAUUUCUUAUUCGCCAACAUUAACAGUCAUCCUUAGGAACGUCCCGGAAAGCCAGGUAUCGUUUGCUUUAGGAGUAUUGGGGUUUAUGAAAAGAAUGAUAGGAGGAUUACUAGGCCCAAUAUUCUUGGGUAUAGUCAUGGAUAAAGCAUGUUCGCUCUGGAACAUUGAGUGUGAUCAUAAUCAGUUUUGCUGGCAGUAUGACAACAGAGAUAUGAGCAAGAAUAUGUUUAUAACUAUGAUUGUUUUUAAAGGAAUGCAGGUCAUUAUUUAUGCCGUACUUUGGUACUUUCAU
Molecule: messenger RNA, 1767 nt
Organism: Trichoplax adhaerens
Lineage: Eukaryota; Metazoa; Placozoa; Uniplacotomia; Trichoplacea; Trichoplacidae
Exons: 6
Biological process (GO): transmembrane transport
Cellular component (GO): membrane
Molecular function (GO): protein binding; transmembrane transporter activity
Source: RefSeq, a predicted model, not a curated record